UCAAGCCGGUUUGAAGUCCUCUGCAGAAGGCGAGGUGGCGUGUUGUCUGCUGUACAGCCAGGUGCUGCGUUGCAACGGGUAGCAUGGCAGCGGUGCUCUUUCGACUCAUUCCGAGGGAUUUCAGGCUCGUUCCUCGAGAAGUCCGGCACCAAGCGUCCAAAUGGCAUUUGAGACGAAAUCUGCAUGUCUCACGCACUGCAAGCAGUAUUCCACGUCGUCCGGUGGCAUCACACGUGCGAGCCCGUCUGCCUGCAUUACGGCCCUUGCACACCAGCCCGUGGCUUCAGGAAGUUGUGGCAUUCAAGCUCUCUGACAUCGGCGAGGGUAUCAGCGAAGUGACAAUCAAAGAAUGGUACGUCAAGCUCGGCGACACGGUCAAUCAGUUUGACAGCAUCUGUGAAGUGCAGAGCGACAAGGCGUCAGUUACUAUAACAAGCCGCUACGAUGGCCGAAUCAAGAAGCUGUACCAUGAAGUCGAUGACAUCUGCAAGGUUGGGUCUCCGCUCGUCGACAUCGAGGUUGACGACGACUCCCUGAGUUCGUCGGAUGAUGAUGAAGUCCAGGACCAGGACAUCAAAUCUCAGCGCAGUGAUGAACAGUCCUCGGCGCCCGUAACCAGUGAGCCUGGUGAUGGACAAGGAGACAAAGUGCUCACAACGCCUGCAGUUCGUCGGAUAGCCAUGGAGAACAAUAUACGUCUUACUGAUGUUACGGGCACUGGCAAGGAUGGACGUAUCCUGAAGGAAGAUGUCCUGCGCUACAUUGAGCUCAAGCAGGCACCAAAACCAUCAGCACCAGCGAAGGCAGCUACACCUGCAGCUGCUUUGAAGCAGGCAGCACCGACGCCAGCUCCAGUCCCUCAGAAGCCAGUUACAGUCAAGACCCUGAGAGCUGUUGAAGACCGUGUUGAGCAGGUGAAGGGUAUCCGUAAAGCCAUGGCCAAGACUAUGGCACAGUCUCUGGCCAUCCCACACUUUGGCUACUGCGACGAGAUCAACGUUACGCGACUUGUGGAGCUGCGGCCAGUACUCAAGCCACUUGCUGACCGCAUCGGCGUACGGCUGUCCUUUAUGCCUUUCUUUGUGAAGGCACUGUCCGUGUCACUGUUCGAGUACCCCAUCCUCAACGCUUAUGUGGAUGAGAAAGUUGAGAAUAUCACGAUUAAGGGCUGCCACAAUGUUGGCAUCGCCAUGGACACCCCAAAUGGCCUUGUGGUACCCGUUGUGAAGAACACGGAGUCCAAGAACAUCAUGGAGAUUGCUGCCGAUCUCAACCGGCUCCAGAAUUUGGGUGUGGCAGGGCAGCUGCAGCAGGAUGAUCUCUCUGGUGCCACCAUCACGUUGUCCAACAUUGGCGCGGUUGGUGGAACUUAUGCCAAACCUGUCAUUGCUAGACCAAUGGUGUGCAUUGGAGCAAUUGGAACAAUUCAGAAGCUGCCACGAUUUGAUGCCAACGACAAUGUAAUAACGGCGCACAUCAUGCAAGUCAGUUGGUCUGCCGAUCACAGAGUCAUCGACGGUGCAACUAUGUCACGCUUUUCGAACUUGUGGAAGAUGUACCUGGAGACACCUGCGAUGAUGCUGGUCCACCUCAAAUAGACCUCAGUUAUUGUGCAAAUGUACAGUCUGUGACUGUUCACAAAAUCAAGGAACAGUCCUGGACUGGAUGGCAUUGC
Molecule: messenger RNA, 1675 nt
Organism: Rhipicephalus sanguineus (brown dog tick)
Lineage: Eukaryota; Metazoa; Arthropoda; Arachnida; Ixodida; Ixodidae
Product: lipoamide acyltransferase component of branched-chain alpha-keto acid dehydrogenase complex, mitochondrial-like
Cellular component (GO): mitochondrion; cytoplasm
Molecular function (GO): acetyltransferase activity; lipoic acid binding
Source: RefSeq, a predicted model, not a curated record